Molecule: messenger RNA, 1905 nt
Organism: Molossus molossus (Pallas's mastiff bat)
Lineage: Eukaryota; Metazoa; Chordata; Mammalia; Chiroptera; Molossidae
Gene: NT5C1B
Product: 5'-nucleotidase, cytosolic IB
Exons: 10
Coding region: 1-1905 (634 amino acids)
Biological process (GO): adenosine metabolic process; nucleotide metabolic process
Cellular component (GO): cytosol; cytoplasm
Molecular function (GO): nucleotide binding; magnesium ion binding; 5'-nucleotidase activity
Source: RefSeq, a predicted model, not a curated record
AUGAGUCAAACAUCUCUCAAACAGAAAAAGAAGAAUGAUUCUGCAACGAAAUACUCAAGAGACAGCUUAGAAACAGAGAAAAAACGGGACUCUGAGAAAUCAGUUCGUCUGAGCACACAGAUGAGGCAUGCAGUCAAUCCGAAUCACUGGCUGAGAUGCUGCCCCAUGCGUGGUCACCUGGCAUGUAGACACUGCCAUAGUGCAGCUGAGGGACCAGUCCUUCUUGGCCCCUGCCGCACAAUACGCAUUUAUAUUCACAUGUGCCUGUGGUGGGAACAGGGCCAGCAGAUCACCACGAUCAGGGUGAGCAGAGAUGAAACUACUGAUUCUGUAGGGGAGCCACAGUCAGUCUGGGGAUCACAAGAAGUAUUGCCAAAGGCAGAUUCUCGAGGGUACAUCGUGCGAAAUCAGUGGUCUGGAACUUCACGGAGCGCAUCCACCAGAGCUGCAUCAGUAGACGAGUCCAGAAGCAAGAGCACCAAUCUUAAGGUCCCCACAAGCUCCACAACCUCCCGGACUUCAUCCACCUCCCACAGCCAGCAAGAGUUCCAGCAGGAGCUGUCUGAGCAGGUCUCCCCGCCCACACCGCCCGUGCUGCACACACCGCCCGUGCCUGUGGACUCCAAUCCUCCCACGCCCCCAGAGCCCCAGCCUCAGCCCUUGCUGGCAUCCAGGCGCAGCACCAAGAUGCACGAGAACCACGACACCUGGGGGCACAGCACGGUGCGGGAUAUCCGGGACCCACGGGACGUGCGCGACCCGCAGCCGCGGGAAUACCCACGCACACCACCCCCCGAAUGGAAGUCCUACACCCAGCGCAGGCCCACCUACUCCUCUCAACUGGACCGCGACUGCCUGUCCGACCUGACCCGGCAGCGGGAGGACGAGAACGACGAUGAGGAAGCCUACUGGUCAUCUGUGAAGACAUUGUAUGAGAAGACCCCCAGCUGCUCACGCCCCCGGCCGCCCAAACCCAAGCAUGCUAUCACCAUCGCUGUGUCAUCCCGGGCUCUCUUCAACAUGCUGGAUGGCAGAAAGAUCUAUGAGGAAGAGGGUCUGGAAAAGUACAUGGAAUAUCACCUCACCAACGAGAACGUCAUCCUAACCCCAGGGCCCGCAUUUCGCUUCGUCAAGGCCCUGCAGCAUGUCAAUGCUAGACUCCGUGAUCUGUACCCUGAUGAACAGGACUUAUUUGAUAUUGUACUGAUGACUAAUAACCAUGCCCAAGUGGGAGUGCGGCUUAUAAACAGCGUCAAUCACUAUGGCUUGCUAAUCGACCGCUUCUGUCUGACUGGUGGAAAAAGUCCCAUUGGCUAUUUGAAGGCAUAUCUUACCAACUUGUAUCUUUCUGCAGAUUCUGAAAAAGUUCAAGAAGCAAUACAAGAAGGGAUUGCCUCUGCAGUCAUGUUUGAUGGAGGCAAAGACAUGGCUUACUGUGACACACAGCUCCGCGUGGCUUUUGAUGGAGAUGCUGCCCUCUUUGCUGAGGAGCCUGAAUGCACUACCAAGGAGCACGGGAUGGACAAAUUCUAUCAACAUGACCCAGCAUUUGAGAAUAAGCCUCUUGCUCAGGGUCCCUUAAAAGUCUUCCUGGAAGAUUUAGGCAGACUGCAGAAGAAGUUUUAUGCCAAAGACCAACGGUUAUGUUGCCCUAUCCGGACCUACCUGGUUACAGCCAGAAGUGCAGCCAGUUCAGGUGCCAGAGUGCUGAAAAUUCUUCGCCGCUGGGGUCUAGAGAUAGAUGAGGCCCUUUUCCUUGCUGGAGCCCCCAAAGGUCCCAUCUUGGUAAAAAUACGACCCCACAUCGUCUUUGAUGACCGCAUGUUCCAUAUUGAAGGGGCACAGAAAUUGGGCACCAACUCAGCUCAUGUACCUUAUAGCAUUAAUCAAAAAUUGAACAAUUAG